UAGGGCUUCUCAGCACCGGCAGCAUCGCCCCCCCACCUUGAUACCGUGCAAAUUAAUGAAUUUUUGGUAACCACAGCCGGCCCCCCGCGGGCAGCCCAGCCCUUCCCUGUGCGAGGCCUCCCCGGGAGGGGCCGGGGCCGGCUCCCCGCCACCUCCCUCCCCCUUCCGGGCUGGGCCCGGCCCUCGCACAACCGGGACCGAUCGGGGCCGGGCCGGGCCGGGCCCCAUGGACGAGCGGCUGCUCCGAGCCCUGGGGGGGCUCAGCCUGCAGCCCCCGCCACGGAGGCGCUUCGGCAAGAGCCUGGUGCUGCUGCGGGGCCUGCCCGGCUCCGGGAAGAGCACUCUGGCCAGACAACUGAAAUAUGACUAUCCCAGUGCUGUGGUUCUUAGUACUGAUGACUUCUUCACUAGAAAUGGUGUGUACGUGUUUGAGCCUGACUUCCUAGAGGAUGCACACAAGUGGAACCAAAAGAGAGCACGCAAAGCAAUGAAGAAUGGGAAAAGCCCGGUUAUUAUUGAUAACACCAACAUCCAUGCUUGGGAAAUGAAGCCGUAUGUGAUGAUGGCACGUGAAAAUAGCUACGAAGUUAUAUUUCGGGAACCAGAUACACCCUGGAAGUUCAAUGUUCACGAACUGACAAGAAGAAAUAUCCACGACGUCCCGCGGCAAAAGAUACAGCGGAUGAAAGAGGAAUACGAGCACCACGUCACCUUCCACAGCGUUCUCCACGCCCAGCAGCCCGACAGAGACGACAGAAGCACCACGGGACCAAGCACAGCUCAUGGCCUGGGCGCCCACCACAGCCCCCCGCCGGGCUGCUCACACAGACCGCGCCCGGCACGCACGCGCACCUUGCCAUUUCGCUGAGGGGUGGAGGCCUCUGUGUGUGUUUUAAUCAUCAGGGGAUCAAAGUCUCUAGUUUUACUUUUUUUUUAACUAAACUGUUUUAUAUUCUUGUAUUUUCCUACUGCAUUUCAAAAGCAGACUUUUAUUUCUUAAAAGUCUUUACGUGGCGCUAGAUUAUGAUCUCACAGAUCUUCCUGGCUGAUUGCCCUCUUAUCUCUGGCACAAACUGCAUGCCCUCAUCCUUCUUCCUUCACUAAAAUUCAUUCUGGCUUUGGCUUAUGGUAAAAUUUGUUGGCUGGGCCUCACUCUUUUUUUUUUUUUUUUGCAUUGCUGUAACUGCUAGAGAGCACUGAAUGCUCUUAGUUGUUUUUUCCUUACAGCCCACGUGGCCAACUCCUUCUCCAUGCAGUGGUCAUUUCUUGCAGUUUUGCUCCUGGAUAAUCCUUUCUGUCUUCACCUUCUUGUCUAGCGUGUUUUAACUGCUAACUUUCAGAGAGGCAAAAAGUCAAUCAGGGAAAAGGUAGAGCUGUAAGAGAGCGUAGCAAGAUCUGAUGCUCUUCUGCAUCUCCGCAUCUGCUGCCUGCAUCUGUGCUGUUCUUACCUUAGCGCUAACACAGCCAAACAGCAUCUCCAGCCUGAAGGAGGAAAACUUUAAUGCUUUAAACUUCAUCUUGCGGAGAGAAAGCAGAGGAGGCAGUGUUGUUUCCUGAAGGAAAGAUCGGUACUGGGUGAGUGCUUGCUAACUUGAAGGUGGCACUGGGCUACAGAGGCAGCUGUAAAUAGGCAAAGCACGAGGCUGCUGCCUACCUGAACUCAGGAGGACAAAGAGUGUUGCACAAAAUGACAACUUGAGAAAGGAAGGGGGAAAAAAGUGUUUGUAAGAGAAGAAAUUGAUCCCUUCCCCCACACAGUGCAGAGAAGCCAUUGACUGUUGGUGGAUGAGCAAAAGAAGCGAUCCUGCAGGAGUUCCAAAAAACUUCUAAAAUCCUGCUGAUGGGUCUUUGUCAACAGGGCUCGUGAAACGUUAUUGUAAAACUCAGCAUUUGUGAUGGCAAUUCUCUGUAAGUAGGUGCAGAACUACACUGCCACCUGGGCAGUGACUGUAGAAGAGGGCAGUAGCAAGGUAGUUGGCAGUAGGAAAUGAAGAAAUGAAGGAAAUGAAGCUCACCCAGAUCAUGAAGGAACACAGGUGCAGCUGCUGCUCCUCUGCCAGGCUAGUGGACAGAAGUAUCAAGGCGUACGUUAGUCCUGUGUGAAAACGAAUCUGGCUGUAGGAGUCCGUAUAAAGCAGUAGGGGUGGGAUGAAUUCCAGUUUCUAUUUUUAUUUUUUAACUCAGGCUGCAUGUAAAGCAGCACUGUCACCACUGUAAAUAAUUGCUCAUUAAGGGGUUUAGGGCACCUGCAGCAUUGCACAAAGUUUUUAAGUGGAGCUGCUGUCACCCUCUUACAUUCCCCAGUCCCACUGCAGUGCCCAGCUUGGCUGCAGGAGCUGCCCUCAGCCCUGCACUCGAGCCAAGUUAGCAGCACAGGACUGCAGGAAGGUCACCAGGAGGGAGCUGCUGCCAUCCUCCUUUGACACCUGAAGGGCGAGGGCAGGACAACGGCAUAACUAAACCAUGGAGUCAGAGCCUGCCACGCAGAACUGCUUCUCUUGUGCAGAAGCUCCAGUUUUGAAAAUCUUCACCUGCAGAACUUAAUGAGAAAGAAACCAUGAACAGAAGUACUAACUCCCUCCUGGCAGAAAGAACUUGGGAUGAAAUUAAGGGCCUGGCUUUCUUUCAUAACAUUCUGGCUUAAAGUAGUACCUCUAACUAAGACCAAGGAUUUAUUAUUACUAUUUUUAAUUUUUUUUUUUUUACUAUGAAUCAAUCAUAAUUAUAGUUCUUUUCUAAAAGUUUUAGCACUGCAUGGAAAUUUUAAGGAAUUAUGGUUUACAUAAUUUUAAGGAAUUAGGGUUUACAGAACUAUGCCAGAAUUACAGAGGAGUAUUUUGGAAUUAAGCUGCUAUGUUUGGUUCCAAUAAAUUUAGACAAUUGUUGAUUUUGCCCUGUGCUACUUCUGACAAACAACUACGCUAAUGCCACAGCUGGUAACAAAAGAGGUUGCUUGAGACUGAAACAAAGACCCUGCCAGAAUUCAACAAUACAUCAGAAUCAAAGUGAUGGGUUAUAAAAUCUCGAGCCAGAGUGAUGCUAGUGUAUGUGAUGUUUGUGUGAGAAAUGUAUGAUUAUUCAGCUCCUAAUCAUUUGUCCUGCAGCUGAAAUGCCCUCUGAGGAUUUUUUGUAAUAUAACUUUAUUAAAUACAACCGGGAUCUAAUGUACAAAGUAAAAAUCAUUUAAACUUGAAAUAUA
This is a messenger RNA of Anas platyrhynchos (mallard), 3199 nucleotides long. It is a transcript of the gene N4BP2L1, whose product is annotated as NEDD4 binding protein 2 like 1. NCBI's taxonomy places the organism in Eukaryota, Metazoa, Chordata, Aves, Anseriformes, Anatidae. The record is from RefSeq and is a predicted model, not a curated record.